UACGUCAUAUCCAGCGGACCGAUAACAAGUCCUCCUGUUAAAGAAAGAGCUAGCUGGAAAGCAACAACAGUUUAAUGUUACUCACGAAGUUAAAAUGCCGUAAUGUCGCUAGUGCUUACUACACGGACAGCGCAGUAUUACAACCACGGUUGCCGCUAAAGUAGAUAUUUUGUAGAAAUUUUACUUAGUACAAGGGAAUGAGCGACACUCAUCGAGGAAGUAGCCCAGCUGGCUAGCGAAAAAGUAGCUAGCUAGGUUGCUAGCUGUCGUUAGCAAGGGAGUUCUUUGUUUUGUUUUUCAGGUGGAGGUCCGUGUAAACAUGAAGAGAAACUAACGUGGACAUUUGCUUACACAUGUAACGUUUGUGUAAGACUUCAACAGCUAUGCUUAUGGUACCUUUGGCAGAAGACAGCUGCAUUAUAAAUUAAUAAUAUUGUGGAAUAUCAGUGAAAUACUAGUAACUAGCAUCUGAGAGCAACUUUAGCAGCAAGGAUCUAAUUUUUCAUCGUUAGCCACUGGUGAAAGAUAAAUAUGGGCAACUGUCUGAAGUCUCCGACAUCAGACGACAUUUCUCUGCUUCAUGAAUCCCAGUCAGACAGGGCAAGUUUUGGCGACGGGAUAGAUCCGGAUCUGGAGCCACCUCCGCCGUAUCAGGAGCAGGCUCACAUGCCCAUGUACCAUCCCACGCCUAGUCAGGCCCGUCUAGCCACCCAGCUGACAGAGGAGGAGCAGAUCCGCAUAGCUCAGCGCAUUGGCCUCAUCCAGCACCUCCCUAAGGGCGUUUAUGAUGGAGGGCAAGAUGGCUCAGAAAAAAAGAUCAGAGAAUGCGUGAUUUGUAUGCUGGACUUUGUAUAUGGGGACCCCAUCCGGUUCCUGCCCUGUAUGCACAUCUACCACAUGGACUGUAUAGACGACUGGCUGAUGAGAUCCUUCACCUGCCCCUCCUGCAUGGAGCCUGUGGAUGCUGCCCUGCUCUCCACCUACGAGACCAACUGAUUUUUCCACCCUAACCCCCCCACCUGUUAGAACACAGUAACUGCCCUCUUACAUUACGAAAGGAGUUGAAAAUUACCUUCGCUGUUGUCUUGCACUUUCAAAAGUUGUUCACCCAAUGUUGGCCUUCUCUACCCCACAAAGUCAUAGUCAGAGUCUGCAAACAUGAGCAUAUAUAAGCCAGUCUUGCUUAUAAAUUACACAAAUCAGUAAGAAACUGCUUCCAGACAACCCCGCAUGAUUGUCAUAGUGUGUGUUUGUCUUUCUGAAGCAGCAUCCAGUGUUGCCGCUGUUGUGAGCACAUGGACUUUGUGUCUGUGAAUGUGUGUUUGUGUUGGGGGAGGCUGUUUGGUCUGUGAUGAUUGUCCACUUGAGCUGGUCUCAGUGGUGUUUCUUCUCAAAUGAUCCCAUUUCACUUUCAUUCCCAAUCAGAUGGCAUUCAGAUAGACAAGAUUAACAAAUUAUUGCCUAAAAUACUAAAUGUUGCUAAAAAAAAAAAAAUGUGCUGGAAUUAUUUGCAGCAUCCUUUGGCAACAGCAGUCAGAAACUUCCUUAAUGUUUGAAUCUCCUAGCACGCUGUUUUUUUUUUGUUUUUUUUUUUAAAGGCCCUACUCUUAGGAGAUGUAGUAACACACAACUUAAGUUUACUUUUUUGUUGUUUGACAAUAGAGAAGAAACGGAACUCUUCAUUCAUAGCAGUCAGGAUUACAAAGAAAUUAUGCACACACAGUACAAAAAUUAUCCAAAGUUUAUUAAGUACCAGUAUACUUAAUGGAAAAUAAAGUUUCACAUACUUGUCUUAGGUCACUCUGAAAGGCCAGAUGUUUAAAAUGCUUCGAACAGAAGGGAAAAAACAAGGCUGUGCAACAUGAAUGUUUUACUAGAAGGUGUGUAAAGUCAGCCAGUGUAAAGGGCUCAAAUGUGCAUGAGCAGGUGGAUCAGUCAAACAUUAGAAUGCUUGCACACACUUCAUCUGAUCCAGAGAUUUGCACUUUACUUAUAGGACAGUAUCUUAAACAAUAUAUUAAUAUAUGUACCUUGUAACCUUGCACUAUCAAUAUUUAAUUCCUUUAUCUCCUGAGAUGCAAAAGUUAUACAGCCGAUAAAGACAUUUUCAAAGCUGUCAGUAGUCACUUAUCACAUUGAAGUAAGCCUGAAGAUCUAUUCCAUGAAAUCUGUGAUUCAGUGGUGUGAGCCUCUGCUUUGUUCUGCUCUAUUU
Molecule: messenger RNA, 2212 nt
Organism: Sphaeramia orbicularis (orbiculate cardinalfish)
Lineage: Eukaryota; Metazoa; Chordata; Actinopteri; Kurtiformes; Apogonidae
Product: RING finger protein 11-like
Exons: 3
Coding region: 532-996 (154 amino acids)
Biological process (GO): ubiquitin-dependent protein catabolic process
Cellular component (GO): ubiquitin ligase complex
Molecular function (GO): ubiquitin protein ligase activity
Source: RefSeq, a predicted model, not a curated record